Messenger RNA from Paracoccidioides brasiliensis Pb18, 2298 nucleotides. RefSeq lists its product as uncharacterized. The record is from RefSeq and is a predicted model, not a curated record. Bases 1 to 2298 code for a protein of 765 amino acids. Gene Ontology annotation, biological process: intra-Golgi vesicle-mediated transport. The transcript is spliced from 4 exons. Gene Ontology annotation, cellular component: Golgi membrane.
AUGGAUGCCCUGAUAGCAUCUGAGACCGUGCGAGAUGGGAGCACGUCAACCGAAAACAGUCCUUCGGGUGAACCUGCGAAAUCUGAGAAGCAAGUCCGCGAGGAAAACAAGUUCCAGCAGGCUAUUGCAGUAUGGAGAGGCGUCGACUUGGCGAACCUCAUUCCGAAGCUAGAUACCACGGCAUCGGAUAUCAUAGCUCAUCAACGAGAUUCUCUGGUGCAGCGCAAAGAUCUAGCUCAGAAAACUAAAGAUUUUAGGAAACUCGACGACUCAACGAAACUGGCUGAAUACAAAAGCUUGUUAAAGUCAUACCAAACGUUUAUUGAUCUCCUGACCAACCAUGGGAAGACUUCUUCAUCCGCCUUUUUACAACUAUACUCUGCUCUAUCAGAAGCCCCCGAUCCAUAUCCUCUCCUCGAAGCGUCCGUAGAUUCUUUGGUCCUGUCUGAAGACACGGUUCCUAAGCUAACAUCCGAGAAAGAGCUUUUGCAAAAGAGCGUAAAUCGUCUGACGUCUCAGUUGGAGGAAUCGGAAAUGAAGUUGGAGGAUGAACGAUCUUUCCGUCGCAAGCUCGAAGAAACUCAGGACACGAAGAUUCAGGAAAUCGAAGCUUCAUGGGCCGCAGUGCUGGCUGAAAAGACAAGCAACUGGGAAGCCAAGGAGAAGAAUUAUGAGGCCAAAGCUGAGAACCACGAACGGCUACUGAGGGAAAUCAAGGCAAGCUACGAGGUAAACCAAAGGUUAGACCGAGCAGACGGUGAAGACAUGUCAAGAAGUGCUGCCACAGCAGCAGAACUUGAAAUUGUAGCCUCAGAGCUUGAGAAGACCGGUGUGCGCCUAGCAGAGGUCGAAGCUCGGAACGAACAGCUGAGCCUAGAGCUGGCCCAAGCUGUGUCCCAUUCUCAGUCAGAGCACCGAUACCACACUCUAGAGGACGAUCCCGCAUACCUACGCUUGCAAUCCGAAAACUCGUCUCUCUUGCGUAAAUUGGAUUCCGCUCGCUACGAGAAAGAUGCUGAGAGGCAUUCUUGGGAAGGAAAGCUCCGACAGGUGGAGAGGCAAAAUAAGAAAGUCACUGCUGAACGAGAUGAAAUAAAAGCCAAAUUGGAUAAAUGGGCAGACUAUGAUGAUAUUCGGCGAGAACUCGAAGUCAUAAAGUCUAUUGAGUUUUACACGGCGGAUGAUGAUUACAGAGAUGCAGUGGACGAGACAGAUUUGGUUGCCCCUAAUGGCUCUGAAAGAUCGAAAGAGAACACCCUAGAACAGCUCUUAUUGACUAGGAACAAAAAGCUCUCAAAUGAAUUGACAAUUCUGAGAGUCUCACACCAAGACUUGCAAAACCAACUCGAAGCUCUGCGCGAGGAUCUCUCCAAAACAAAAGUAGACCUCGAAAAAGCUCAGAAUUUGGCUACUACCCUAGAAAAUGACCUUCUCCAGAUGCAGAGGGAGGCGCCAAACUUGCCGUCAUCUUCCAUGUCAGUUGCGGGUCCCUACGUAUCCAGGUACCCACAUUCCUCCCGCAGAGGCAGGGCCUCACCAACCUCCUCAAUCAUAUCUGGUUUCGAUCAUGCAAAUGCCUCCGCAAAUACAAUGGAAGCCAUUAGAGCCGGAGAGGCAGUUGGCGGUGGCUCAGGAAUUCUACCUAUGGUCCAAGCCCAGCGAGACCGGUUCAAACAAAAGAACAGCGAACUGGAAGAAGAGCUAUCAAAGACAUACGCAAUCGUCAAAUCCCUACGUCAGGAAGUUGCCUCUCUCCAAAAGGAUAACCUAAGCUUGUACGAGAAGACUCGCUACGUUUCCACCUACAAUCGUGGCCGGGGAGAUGACUUCUCCGCCUCAUCCACCUCAGCUUACGCCAAUAUCCCAAACGCGACAUCGGUCCAUCUCUCCGCAGAAUCUCCAUCGGGCCUUUCCGCAGACCGCUACCAGUCCGCCUACGAAGCGCAAAUAUCCCCAUUCGCCGCCUUCCGCGGCCGCGAAUCGGCCCGUGCGUACCGGCGCAUGAGCGUGCCGGAACGCAUCAUAUUUUCCGUCACGAGGAUGGUUCUUGCGAACCGGACGAGCAGGAAUUUGUUUGCGGGGUACUGCGUCGCGUUGCAUGUACUUUUGUUUGUCAUGUUGUAUAUGAUGAGCACGGCGGAUAUUGAGAGGAAGGCGGCGGGCGCUGCGUUAGGUUCGCUUGGUCAAGCUGCCGCAGCGGGGUCGGCGGGCGCCGCUGCUGGUGCUGGGAGGCGAGCUGCAGGUGGUCCUGCUGGUAGUGAAUGGCGGCAGGAAACCUUCAAUGGUCCUGCGCAAUAG